Arabis nemorensis is the source of this 714-nucleotide messenger RNA. NCBI's taxonomy places the organism in Eukaryota, Viridiplantae, Streptophyta, Magnoliopsida, Brassicales, Brassicaceae. The record is from the annotation of a GenBank genome assembly.
AUGGCUUCCUCCGUUGCUUUACCGGCGUUGAGCUGCCGGAGUUCAGGAGAACCGAUGAAGGAGCUUCGCGUUUGUACGAAUCGCACCUGCCGGAAACAAGGCUCCUUCCAGAUUCUCGAGACGUUAACGGCUCUCGCACCUCCCGAUCUCCGAGUCAGUCCAACCGGUUGCCUCGGCCGAUGCGGCUCCGGUCCAAACCUCGUCGCUCUCCCUCAAGGCCUCCUUCUCCGUCACUGCGCCACUUCUUCUCGAGCUGCUGAAAUCAUGUCCAGUCUCUGUGGCGACGGCCGGGAAGCUUCUUCUUCCUCCGCCGUCACCGACGCUCUCGCCGCUUUAGCGCUCAGUAACAAUGCUCUUUCCCAAAUCGAAGCUGGAAACUUCCCAGAGGCAGAAGAAAUUCUCACACAGGCUUUAGAGCUGAAACCUUACGGUGGCUUGCAUAGAAUCUUCAAACACAGAUCAGUAGCAAAAUUGGGAAUGGUUGAUUACAACGGGGCUCUUGAAGAUAUAAGCCGAGCUCUGGCAUUAGCUCCCAAUUACUCCGAGGCCUACAUUUGCCAAGGUGAUCUCUACGUAGCAAAAGGUCAAUAUGAUCUUGCUGAGAAGUCAUACUUGAAAUGUCUGGAUAUUGAUCCGUCUCUUCGCAGAUCGAAAUCAUUCAAGGCCCGGAUUGAAAAUCUGCAAAAGAAAGCUGUUGAAGUAGAUGUGACAUAG